This is a messenger RNA of Microthlaspi erraticum, 1002 nucleotides long. The record is from the annotation of a GenBank genome assembly. NCBI's taxonomy places the organism in Eukaryota, Viridiplantae, Streptophyta, Magnoliopsida, Brassicales, Brassicaceae.
AUGAGUCAUUCUGGAGCCGGAGGCUCAGGUAAAAGGAGAAUAAGGGAUCUUUUAAAUCAGUCUGAUAACCGAGUCUGUGCUGAUUGUGGUGCUCAUGAUCCCAAGUGGGCGUCAGCAAAUAUCGGAGUGUUUAUAUGCUUAAAAUGUUGUGGUGUGCACAGAAGCCUUGGCACUCAUGUCUCAAAGGUCUUAUCUGUGACAUUGGAUGAAUGGUCGGACGAAGAAGUCGACUCUAUGAUUGAAAUUGGAGGAAAUGAAUCUGCAAAUUCAAUAUACGAGGCAUUUAUACCUGAAGGUUGCUCUAAGCCUGGACCUGAUGCUAGUCAUGACCAGCGUAUGAGGUUUAUUAGGUCAAAAUAUGAGCUCCAAGAGUUUCUGAAACCGAGUUUGAGGAUCACAUCCGGUCAGGCCUCUAGCACAAAGAGCUCAGCAAAUCUUUCAUCAACUGUAUCUAAAAAGAUCAUUGAUAGCUUCCGCUCAAAUUCAUCAUCGCAACAGCCGCAACUUGAAGGCAUGGUUGAGUUUAUUGGAUUGUUGAAGGUGACUCUUAAAAAGGGUACCAGUUUAGCUGUCCGAGAUAUGAUGUCAAGCGAUCCCUAUGUUGUGUUGACUCUAGGAAAACAGACUGCUCAAUCUACUGUGAUGAAGAGCAACUUAAACCCGGUCUGGAACGAGGAACUCAUGCUCUCUGUGCCUCAUAACUAUGGCUCAGUGAAACUGCAAGUGUUUGAUUAUGAUACAUUUUCUGCCGAUGACAUAAUGGGAGAAGCUGAGAUUGAUAUCCAACCUCUGAUUCAAUCUGCAAUGGCUUUUGGAGACCCUGAAAUGUUUGGAGACAUGCAGAUUGGGAAAUGGCUCAAAUCCCACGACAAUGCUCUUUUAGAGGACAGCAUCAUCAACAUUGCAGAUGGGAAAGUGAAACAAGAGAUUCAUAUCAAGCUCCAGAAUGUUGAAUCUGGUGAAUUAGAACUAGAAAUGGAGUGGCUUCCUCUUGACCAAUAA